AUGGAAGGGACCUGCGGCAACGCGACUGGAACGAGCGCGGCGGGAGUGAUCACGGACGGGCCGGGCGACUACUCGGCGUCCGAGCGAUGCUUUUGGAAGAUCACCACCAGCGCAGAUGUUGAGCUCAAGUUCCAGUCCUUCGAGACUGAGCCAGUCCUGGACAAGCUGCAGGUCUGGUCCUGCGAGUUCUGGUCAGAGGAGAUGCCAUGCACAAACUGCGACAAGGUGCUGGCGUCGUUCGACGGCUCCCUUGGAAGCUUCAACUUCACCGCCAGCAAUGCAGGAGGAGGGAGACGUUGCGUUACUGUCGCCUUCUACACUGACCCGAUGACUCAGCUGUUAGGGUUCUACGGGGACUGGAGCUUGAAGUGUCCUCCCCCGCAGUAG
This is a messenger RNA of Guillardia theta CCMP2712, 387 nucleotides long. RefSeq lists its product as hypothetical. The coding region runs from base 1 to 387 and encodes 128 amino acids. The transcript has a single exon. NCBI's taxonomy places the organism in Eukaryota, Cryptophyceae, Pyrenomonadales, Geminigeraceae. The record is from RefSeq and is a predicted model, not a curated record.